GCGGCUCUAGUGGAGCUGCUGAGCAGCCGCCGUCUGGCAUGAAGGCCUGGGAUCUGGCUGCUGCUUGCUCCUCGCUCCAGCGCCAUGGAAUGCCUGCGGAGCUUGCCCUGGCUUCUGCCCCGCACGACGAGACUUCCCCGGCGGACUGUGUGUGCUCUGGCCUUGGACCUGACUUCUGCGGCGUGUCCCGUUGCUGCCGGCGGCCGCGCUGCCGACCUACUCGGGAGGAGCCCGGCUGUGCCCCUGUGCGGGCCCCACCGGCUCCGUGUGGCAGGUGAAAUACACCGGUUUAGAACUAAUGAUGUCUCUCAAGCCACUUUAGCCAGUGUAUCCCCAGUAUUUACUGUGACAAAAUUUGACAAAAAGGGAAAUGUUACUUCUUUUGAAAGGAAGAAAACUGAGUUAUACCAAGAGUUAGGUCUUCAAGCCAGAGAUUUAAGAUUUCAGCAUGUAAUGAGUAUCACGACCAGAAACAAUAGGAUUAUCGUGAGAAUGGAGUAUUUGAAAGCUGUGAUAACUCCAGAGUGUCUUCUGAUACUAGAUUAUCGUAAUUUAAACUUAGAGCAAUGGCUGUUCCGGGAACUCCCUUCACAGUUGUCUGGAGAGGGUCAACUUGUCACAUACCCUUUACCUUUUGAGUUUAGAGCUAUAGAAGCACUCCUGCAAUAUUGGAUCAGCACCCUUCAGGGGAAACUUAGCACUUUGCAGCCACUGAUCCUUGAGACACUGGAAGCUUUAGUGGAUCCCAAACACUCUUCUGUAGACAGAAGCAAACUGCACAUCUUACUGCAAAAUGGCAAAAGUUUAUCAGAGUUAGAAACAGAUAUUAAAAUUUUCAAAGAGUCAAUUUUGGAGAUCUUGGAUGAAGAAGAGUUACUAGAAGAGCUCUGUCUGUCAAAAUGGAGUGACCCACAAGUCUUUGAAAAGAGCAGUACUGGGAUUGACCAUGCAGAAGAGAUGGAGUUGCUGUUGGAAAACUACUACCGAUUGGCCGAAGAUCUUUCCAAUGCAGCUCGGGAGCUUAGGGUACUGAUUGAUGAUUCACAAAGUAUUAUUUUCAUCAAUCUGGACAGCCACCGUAAUGUUAUGAUGAGGUUGAACCUACAGCUGACCAUGGGAACCUUUUCUCUUUCACUCUUUGGACUAAUGGGAGUUGCUUUUGGAAUGAAUUUGGAAUCUUCUCUUGAAGAGGACCACAGAGUGUUUUGGCUGAUUACAGGAAUUAUGUUCAUGGGAAGUGGACUCAUCUGGAGACGCUUGCUUUCAUUCCUUGGGCGACAGCUAGCUCCGUGGCCUCCCGUGAUGGCCUCUUUACCUAAAAAGACCCUUCUGGGAGAUAGAAGCAUGGAAUUAAAAAACAGCCUUAGACCAGAUGGACUUGGAUCAAGCAGAAGUAUCCUAACAAGCCGUUAGCAACGACCCAGUGGAUACUGAAGAUUUUUUAUGUAUGGUUAUGAGAAGCCACUGGAGGGAAGCUGGAGAACAGAAUGGCAUGAAACUAAGUGGGCUAGACCUGGAGCACAGAGCAGCCUCUGCACAGCGCACGGUGGGUCAGGAAUGUGCCCUGUGAUUUGGUUGGUGGAAUGUAAAUAUAUAGCACUGCUGAGCUUUAUGAAUCUCUGAUGAUUUUCAAGACUAUCUUUGAUAAUACUUUGACACACCUCAGAAUAUUCUGCUAUUUUUGGUCUUCUGUUAUCACUGCAAUAAAGGUAAUAAAUACUCCUUAACUGUAAUGUAUGAAGAAUUAGAAUCCCAGAAGGCAAAAUUUGAUAGCUAAGAUCAGGCAUAGGAUAGAACUGUGGUCAUUUUUUCUUGUUACUUAGUUUAUAAACUUGGGUAAAAUAAUUUUUUUGGUGAAUCAUGUCUAUUAAUAAAGGGAAAAUGAUGUAA
Molecule: messenger RNA, 1890 nt
Organism: Lemur catta (Ring-tailed lemur)
Lineage: Eukaryota; Metazoa; Chordata; Mammalia; Primates; Lemuridae
Gene: MRS2
Product: magnesium transporter MRS2
Exons: 12
Coding region: 85-1413 (442 amino acids)
Biological process (GO): mitochondrial magnesium ion transmembrane transport
Cellular component (GO): mitochondrial inner membrane
Molecular function (GO): magnesium ion transmembrane transporter activity
Source: RefSeq, a predicted model, not a curated record